ACCAAACAAACUGGCAUAAGCGGUAUUUAACUACUGAUGUAAACCUGUUUUCCUUCCUUCAAAAAGUACAAACCCCGCCCAUCUGAUGACUUCCUUCCUAACUUUCAGUUCAGAUACUAUAUGGAACAUAUAUAAGUGAAGGAGCACUGGGUCGCAGCUGGUUUUCUGUGGACCGGUGUGUGUGUGUGUGUGUGUGUGGACAGAAUGGGCUUCAGCGCGCUCCUGUGCGCGUGUGUUGUAGUUUUGUGCAGCGCAGCUCCGGUUAAACUCCCGCAGAGAAACAACAGACCGAUCAUCGGGAUUCUGAAGCAAGAGGUUGACAAUGAGUCAAUGAAAAAGUUUGGAAAGACGUACAUCCCUUCAUCAUAUGUGAAGUACAUUGAGUCCGGGGGAGCUAGAGUUGUGCCGAUUAGGCUAAACCAGAGUUUGGCAGAGCAUGAACAGAUCUUCAGGUCAAUAAAUGGUCUUCUUCUCAUCGGAGGCGCUGUGAAUCUGCAGACAUCUGAGUUUGCUCACACCGCUGGGAUUUACUACAGACUGGCCCUGAAGGCGAAUGAUGAAGGUGAUUUCUUUCCCAUCUGGGGAACAUGCCUGGGAUUUCAGCUGCUCACGGUGCUGGUGGCUGGAGAAAACCUGUUGAGUAAGACAACUGCAGAGAAUGUGACUUAUCCCCUCAACUUCACCGCAGAGGCUUCAUCCAGUCGUAUGUUUACCAGCUUCCCAUCUGACCUUCGUAAAGCAUUGUCCCAGGAACCGCUAACUGGAAAUUUCCACCAUUAUGGAGUGACCAAAAAGGCAUUCAUGGGAAAUGAGAAAUUAAGUGGCUUCUUUUCAGUGCUCUCCACAAACAUAGCACAGAAUGGCCUUGAGUUUGUAUCUACCAUGGAAGGCAGGAAGCACCCUUUCUAUGGGGUACAGUGGCAUCCGGAAGUGAACCGCUUUCAGUGGGACCCUCGUUUCAACUUUCCUCAUUCCAGCAAUGCUGUGCGCGUGUCGUCCUUACUGGCUGAAUUCUUUGUUAAUGAGGGAAGGAGAAGCUCCCACCGCUUCAGUGAAGCAGCAGAAGAGAGCAGCGCGCUCAUAUACAGAUACAAUGUGUAUGUGGCAAAUAUCUCUGCAUAUGAACAGUCUUAUUUCUUCUGAGAGGCACAAUAUGGGAGGACACUGAACAAGACAAAGAAAGAAAAGAAGAUAUUUCAGACAAAUGUACCCCCAUCACAGACCUCAUCUCAUUUUAGGAAUAUUGUUUUUAACUGAGAGACAAUUCGAAUAAUCAGUGUUUUAUUAAAUGAUUUUAAAUUUAUUUUAACACUCAUUAAUUAUGAAGAUGGUUACAUAUUUUAUUCCUUUCAAAUAGAAUAAAUAUUGUAUUAUGCAUGUUUGUUGCUUUAUGUGCCAGAAGAGGGCAGUAUUUUCAUGUUUAUGACACAGUCUAUUGCUUUUCCCUCAUGUUGUUUUGUAAAAUAGUCUAUAAA
This is a messenger RNA of Carassius carassius (crucian carp), 1475 nucleotides long. It is a transcript of the gene gghl, whose product is annotated as gamma-glutamyl hydrolase. The record is from RefSeq and is a predicted model, not a curated record. NCBI's taxonomy places the organism in Eukaryota, Metazoa, Chordata, Actinopteri, Cypriniformes, Cyprinidae. Gene Ontology annotation, molecular function: gamma-glutamyl-peptidase activity. Gene Ontology annotation, biological process: tetrahydrofolylpolyglutamate metabolic process. Gene Ontology annotation, cellular component: vacuole.